Messenger RNA from Aquila chrysaetos chrysaetos, 5144 nucleotides. It is a transcript of the gene NEK10, whose product is annotated as NIMA related kinase 10. Lineage: Eukaryota; Metazoa; Chordata; Aves; Accipitriformes; Accipitridae. Gene Ontology annotation, biological process: protein phosphorylation. The record is from RefSeq and is a predicted model, not a curated record. Gene Ontology annotation, molecular function: ATP binding; protein serine/threonine kinase activity; protein binding. Bases 623 to 3985 code for a protein of 1120 amino acids. The transcript has 38 exons.
CGGAACGUCGCCGUGGCCGGACGCGGAGCGGAGGCGGGCGCGCGCCGCGACGAAUUUUGUCUGCUGACUGGUAGAACAGAUCUUGUUUAUAUUAAUUUCCUGGUGGUAACUGGUACAACAGAAGUAUUCUGAGGUCUUUUUUAAUAACUGUGCUGAGUGGAUGUGUGGAGGAGAGAGGAGGAAUUCCUUGGGGAUCCAGAUCAAUCAUUCUCUGUGGGAGAACUGGUGGAAGGAUAAAGGCUUGUUCAAAAGAACAGAAAUGGAUGAACUGGGCUUACAGGCCACUUACCAGAGGCUUUAUAAGAUUUUCAGUGAACAAAUGGAUAUCAUGCAAGCAACAAACUGUGGGCUUUUGUGGGAAGUCAGACCUACAGACUGAAUGUUUGUCUGCAGUGGAUCUAAUAUGCGGUAAUGGCCCUAAUAAGGCCAGGCCAUACAGCUCUGCUCAUCUGUGGAAAUAAGCUGUGUGUCCCACUGCAAGAAAAGCUGGGUACUAUUGGUAUAAGGCAUUCAGCUGAAAUUCAGAAGACCAAGAUUCCAAACUACUGAAAAUUCUGUGGUUCUUUGGUAGACCACAUGAUGAAAUGAGUUUUUAGCCAUGUGAUGAUAAUAGUGAUACACAAUGCCUGAUCUGGACAAAAAGUUGAAGAGCACAGAAAGAGCAACAGACAAAAAACCUCAUGGGAUCUCUAUGAGGGAUUAUUCUGCUCUUAAAAGACUUCAGUCUCUCUUAAAUGUUCAGUCAAGGAACCAACAGCUUCCAGCUAUACAUUUUGAAAGUGGUCAAACUAGUGUGACAAGAGCUUGGCAAAAUGUCAAAAGCAAUGAACGAAAACCCCAUGGUCAAUGGCAAGAAUCAACAGAAGCUGUUGAGCUUGAAAACUUUAGUGUGACCUACAAGAAUGAGCGAAAUUUCAGCAAACAUCCCAAACAUAAGCUGUUUCAAGAGAUCUUUACCGCUUUAGUUAAGAACAGACUUACCUGCAGAGAGUGGGCUAAUCAAGCUCCGUCCAUCCAUUUUCUUAGAGUAUUAAUCUGCCUGAGAUUAUUAAUAAGGGAUCCAUGCUAUCAGGAAAUGCUCCACAGCUUGGGUGGGAUUGAAAAUCUAGCUCAGUAUAUGGAAACAGUAGCAGAUGGCUAUCUUGAUUAUGGAGAAAGGCAGCAUAAUGUAGACAAGUUGGUCAACAUGACAUAUAUUUUCCAGAAGCUUGCUGCUGUUAAGGAUCAAAGAGAAUGGGUUAUAGCAAGUGGAGCACAUAAAACCUUAGUAAAUUUGUUAUCUGCCAGAGAUAGCAAUGUGCUUUUGGGUGCCCUCCUUGCUCUGACUAGCCUAGCAGAAAGUCCAGAAUGUAGGGAGAAGAUAAGUGAACUCACCAUUGUUGAGACCUUGCUGGUGAUAUUACAUGAAUACGAUUUGCUUUCUAAAAGGCUCACAGCAGAGUUGCUACGUCUCCUCUGUGCAGAGUCACAAGUCAAAGAGCAAGUAAAAAUGUAUGAAGGAGUUCCAGUCUUGCUCAGUUUACUCCAUUGUGAUCAUAUCAAACUUCUAUGGAGUAUAGUUUGGAUUCUGGUACAGGUUUGUGAAGAUCCUGAGACUAGUGUGGAAAUCCGGAUUUGGGGUGGAAUCAAACAGCUCCUUCAUAUAUUACAGGGGGAAAGAAAUCUUGUUUGUGAUCGCUCUUCAGUUGGAAGUUUAUCUAGUGCGAACGCAGAAGGGAGAAUCCAACAUCUUCAUUUGUCAGAUGAUUUGAGUCCUGAUGAGAUACAAGAAAAUACUUUCUCACUUCAAGCAGCUUGUUGUGCUGCAGUUACUGAACUGGUGCUCAAUGAGACUAACGCUUACCAGGUUGUACAGGCAAAUGGAAUAUAUACAAUAGCAAAGCUGAUUUUACCAAACAAAGAAAGGAAUGCUGAAAAAACUAGUUUAUUACAGUGCUAUGCUUUCAGAGCCCUGAGAUUUCUCUUCAGUAUGGAAAGAAAUCGACAUAUCUUUAAAAGACUUUUCCCUACUGACUUGUUUGAAAUCUUCAUUGAUAUUGGACAUUAUGUGCGUGAUAUCAGUGCUUAUGAACAGUUGGUAUCAAAGCUAAAUUUAUUAAAGGAGGAUGAAUUGAAGCAAAUUGCUGAAAAUAUUGAGAGCAUGAAUCAGAAUAAGGCACCUACAAAACUUAUAGGCAAUUAUGCAAUUUUAGAGCACCUUGGCAGUGGAGCUUUUGGAAGCGUAUAUAAGGUCAGAAAACAUAACGGACAACAUCUCUUGGCAAUGAAAGAAGUCAAUUUACACAAUCCAGCAUUUGGAAAGGACAAAAAAGACAGAGACAGCAGUGUAAAGAGCAUUGUCUCUGAAUUAACCAUCAUCAAAGAGCAGCUUUAUCAUCCAAAUGUUGUACGGUAUUAUAAAACCUUCUUGGAAAAUGACAGAUUAUACAUAGUCAUGGAACUCAUAGAGGGAGUGCCAUUGGAAGAACACUUUCACUCUUUGAAAGAAAAGCAACAACAUUUUACAGAAGAAAGAAUAUGGUAUAUAUUUAUCCAACUUUGUCUAGCUCUUCGUUAUUUGCAUAAAGAGAAAAGGAUUGUUCAUCGAGAUCUCACUCCAAACAAUGUCAUGCUGGGGGAUAAAGACAAAGUUACAAUUACUGACUUUGGGCUUGCAAAGCAAAAGCAAGAAAACAGCAAACUUGCAUCAGUAGUGGGAACCAUUCUGUACUCAUGCCCUGAAGUUGUAAAGAGUGAGCCGUAUGGAGAGAAAGCUGAUGUCUGGGCUGCAGGAUGCAUUCUUUAUCAGAUGGCAACUCUGAACCCACCGUUUUACAGCACCAAUAUGCUCUCCUUGGCAACUAAGAUAGUAGGGGCUGUGUAUGAACCUGUGCCAGAAGGACUGUACUCUGAAAAACUGUCAUUUACCAUUAAGAGAUGCUUGACUCCUGAUGCAGAGGCACGUCCAGACAUAGUGGAGGUCAGCUCACUGCUCUCUGAUGUGAUGAUGAAAUACCUGGAUGUUUUAUCUACCUCUCAUCUCAUGUUGGAGAAGAAACUGGAUCGGGAGAGGAGACGAACCCAGAGGUACUUCAUGGAGGCUAAUCGAAAUGCAGUAACCUAUCACCAUCAGCUUUCUGUUUUAUCACAAAAAAAUUACAAGAAGUUGAGUCUUCAUAGCAGCAGCAGUGGAGCAGCCAGCUGCAAAAGUGAAUUUUUAGAAAAUACUGACCUCCCAGCUGAAAGCUGUCAAUCUGCAUGUGGAAAAGACGAGGAAGGAACGUAUGAAGAAAUACUGGUAGAGGAUCACAGCAGUUUAGAGAACUCUGAGAAAGAUAUGUUCUCUGAAUUAGAUGAUGAGCUGGGCAUAUUGGACAACUUGAGCAGCUCCAGUUCAAGUCAUUUGAAAGAGUCUGCUAUUGGUAUAAUUAAACGAAGUUUUAGUGCUUCUGAAAGACAACCUCAGGUUAGUAAUAAUAGAGAUUAUAUUGAAGGUCCAGGAUCAAGACUGCGACCAGCAUCGGCAGGAAUUGCUGUAUCACAAAGGAAGGUGCGUCAGAUCAGUGACCCUGUACAGCAGAUUCUUAUUCAGCUGCACAAAAUUAUCUUCAUCACUCAACUUCCUCCAGCUUUGCAAUGCAACUUGAAAAGGAGAAUCAUUGAGAGAUUCAAGAAGUCCCUUUUCAGUCAGCAGAGCAAUCCUUGUAAUCUGAAAUCAGAAAUGAAAAAGCUGCUGCAAGGUUCUCCUGAAAUGAUUGAGCCCAGCUUCUUCACAGCAGAUUGGCAUGUGGUACUUCUCUCUUCAGGUGGAAAUAUGUUGCUUCCAGAUGAUAGAAAAGGUAUUGUUGGCACUUCUGACAUAGCAGAAGGGAUGACAUAUGAACAAUUGCAGACUCUAAUUGAAGACGUUCUAGAGGAAAGUGGUUAUUACAAUUUCUCUUCUAACAGGUAUCUCUACUAUCCGAGGGGAACAAAGAACUAUCCAGCAAAAGAAGAGAACUUGUAAUCGUGAACAAAGCUUUCAGAAUUGUUCCUAAUGAAGUCAACCUGCCUGUACUUCAGCUGAGGCUGUCUGAUUACCAAAGGGGCAAGUUUUGCUCAUUAAGUAGCAUCCAGAUGGAAUACCAAUGUGGGACAGCUUCAAGAGACCUCAUGUGAUAUUUCAGGAUGAUACUGUUAACUUUAGCUUUGUUUACAGCAUAAGCACUUUACAAGGAACAUUGCGAAUUCCAGGUUCAUACAUUAGAGGAAAACACAAUUCCCAACAGUACAUAUCUUAUGUUUUUAUAAAUGUUUUUUAAAGAAUUGUUGCAUAGUCAGGUUUUCUGGAACGAUAGUUCAAAGCCUGUAAUCUUAUUUAUAUCCAUGUAUGUCUUCUGUGGGAAGAAAAAGAGCUUUGUAAUAUGACCCGACAGAAAAUACAUGUAGGCUCACUGUACCAGAAUUAGAAACAGAUUAAACACCAUCAGUAUGAUUUUAAUAUUUAGAAGGAAUUUCUCUACUUACAUUUGGAUAGUAGCAAAUUCUAAUGCUGGUAUAACAUGUUAAUAGUCAUUAUUUGCAACUGGCGUACCUUCUGAAAUUACUGUUAAUUCAAAACCAGCUUUUUUUACUGCUAUUUCAAAAAGUCUGCAUAUUAUAUGUCUAUCUUUAGGCACACGUAUAGAUCGCUGUAUAUAAAAUGUCAUGUACAUUUAUAUACAUUUAUAUACACAUUAAUUUUCUGUUUAACAAAGUAAAUUAAAUACAUGGUGUGCUGCUAAUCAAGACUGUAGCACUUAAAAGCACUUUCAGAAUUUCAAUAUUUAUUCACUCUGAAUUAAAUGUAGGUAAGUAUGUCUCACUGCAGUAGCAGAGAAGCUAUUUUUUGUCUACAGUUUAGUAAGGAAUACUUGUUAAGUACAAAAGCCUUUUUCCAUAGCUGAUAGUGUGGCAAUCAUAACUGUUGAAAAUAACCAGAAUGCACCUGGUGACAUAGCUCUACUAUUUCCGUUGAAAAUUAUUAACACUAUGAUCAUCGCAUGAUUAGUCAUAAGUAAUUUGAUACAGAUGUAUGUUGUAUACUCUUCAUAGGCUGGCAAAGGUUUGUUUGGUUUUUUUCCAGUGGUUGGUUUGUUUUUUUUCCAGUGGUUUGUUUGUAACUAUAAAUAGCUAACUGGCAUUAA